Sporothrix brasiliensis 5110 is the source of this 1704-nucleotide messenger RNA. RefSeq lists its product as uncharacterized. The transcript is spliced from 2 exons. Bases 1 to 1704 code for a protein of 567 amino acids. Lineage: Eukaryota; Fungi; Ascomycota; Sordariomycetes; Ophiostomatales; Ophiostomataceae. Gene Ontology annotation, cellular component: nucleus. Gene Ontology annotation, molecular function: zinc ion binding; DNA-binding transcription factor activity, RNA polymerase II-specific; transcription cis-regulatory region binding. Gene Ontology annotation, biological process: positive regulation of transcription by RNA polymerase II. The record is from RefSeq and is a predicted model, not a curated record.
AUGGUGGCAAAUUCCACGCCAAAGACUCAAGUCGGCGAAGUACGAUCGGCGAAACGGUGCUGGAACUGCCGUGACCGCAAAAUUGCAUGUGACCGCGCCCUGCCCGGCUGUGCCAAGUGCAAACAACGCGGCAAGUCUUGCGAAGGCUACGGCCUGCGGCUGUCGUGGCCCAAAGACAACGAUCCACGGCGAUCCAUCAGCGGCAAUGCACACUACAUCCAGCGGCCCAGAACGACUGGCUACGAGUUUGUCGAUGCCUCCAAACAAGACAUCGACCUGUAUCUGGGAGAUUUGACGACGCGUCUCGACAGCCGAGACCCGUUUCCGGCCAGCUACUAUGCCAUGCACCUCGCACGACCACACAUGACGACGCUGACGCCGACACCACUCGCCCCCGCCUCCAUGGGCUUCCUGGACCCGUCGCUGGCUACCAUAGGCCACAGUCUGCUGCCGGGCGUGUUCUCGGGCGCGGCCGACCAGUUCGACGACCUGUACAGCUUGCUGGUGCGCAUGUCCCUGACAGAUGACGGGCCGCCUGCUUUGGCCACACGGCACGCGCUCUCGGCGCUCUCAUACCAAACGCUCGGCCAGAAGGAGUACGCCUACGCACAUCAGGCCACGGCCAUCCGCGCGCUGCAGGUCGCCAUCGACGGGGCCGUGCCAGGCACCGACACCGUGGACGGCAGCAGCAGCAGCGGCAGCAUCGGCGGCCACACAAACAGCCCCAUGCAGCCUUCGCAGUACUUCCAGGCCAUGGCCGCCAGCAUGCUGCUCAACUACUACGAGAUCUUGGACGACACGUCGAACGCCGCGGCCACGUCGUCGGUGUACUUUUGCGGGUGCAAGCGGCUGGCGAUGACGAUGCACCGCGAGCACAGCACCUACCAGGGCGACCUGGCCUUGAUCCUCGACUGGGUCUUUUACCACGACGCCAUGUACAAGUUCAGCAUCCACCACUGGGAGAAGCGCACGGCCGCGCAGGUCAUGAUCAAGGACGGGCCCCGGAUCCUGUCCAAGCCCGUCUUCUCGCCCCUGCGCCACGUCGUCAACCCGUCGCUCGGCUGCUCGCUCGAGCUGCUCGAGAUCCUGUGCCAGAUUGUCGACGCCGUCCUCGACCCCGCCACCCCCGGCUACCACAGCCCCGAGCACCUGCGCGCCCUCCGCCAGGCCGAGAUUCGACUCGACAGCGUCGUCCAGCACGUGUCCACCGUGUCCCUGAUCGACCCCCUCGACGCCGACAUCACGCCCCCGUUUCUGCGCGAGCCCCCCCAGUACCAAGAGACCGAGUCCCGCCUCUACGCCGUCUGCGUCAAACUGUACCUGCAGCGUCUCGGCCGCGGCGUCGACAAGCGCGCCGACGUCGUCCAGGAUUUGCUCGCGGAAGGCUAUGCGCUCCUCGCACAACUCGGCCACUGCAAGCGCCCCUGGCUCCUCUUCGUCUUGGGCGUCGAGGCCCGCGACGAGGACGAGCGCCGCGCCAUCCUCGCCAGCAUCGAAGCAGCCAGCGCCCACUUGGGGGGCCUCCCACCGCCGCAGAACCUGGUGCAUGUCCGCCGGCUUGUGCAGGCCGCUUGGACGCACCAGGACCUGCACGCCGCCGAGGCCAGCCCGGGUAGCCCGGGGAGCCCGGGCGCGGCAGGCAGUAUGUUGAGGGUGUACAACACGAUUAUCAGUGCGAAUGCCGCGCCGCCGUUGUUUGUGUAG